Paramecium sonneborni is the source of this 382-nucleotide messenger RNA. NCBI's taxonomy places the organism in Eukaryota, Ciliophora, Oligohymenophorea, Peniculida, Parameciidae. The record is from the annotation of a GenBank genome assembly.
AUGUCAAAAAAAGACUUAUUAAGAUGUGAAAUUCCUAUAAAUCCUUGUGAACUAGCUAUCACAAGGCUAUUGAACCCUAAACCAAAAUUUGAAUACUUUUAAUCAUCAAUGUUAUAAAAAGUUUAGAAUUUUUUACCAGAAUUUAAAAAAGCAAAUGAAUAGUUAGAAAAUACAGAAAAUUUAAAACAGUUUUAAAUAAAUGAUUAAAAUGCAUUAUUGAGAAUCCCUAUAAAAGAUCUAAUACCAGAUCCCAAAAUUAGAAGACAUUUUAGAAGAACUGGAAGAUAAUAAAAAAUGAUCAAUUUAGUAAUUAUCCUAUAAUUAAUUAUUUAAGGAUUUGUACAUGGGAGUUAUGGAUACAAACAAAGAUUUUAAGGAGUGA